Messenger RNA from Neohortaea acidophila, 1664 nucleotides. Its product is annotated as XPC-binding domain-containing protein. The record is from RefSeq and is a predicted model, not a curated record. The transcript is spliced from 2 exons. Gene Ontology annotation, biological process: proteasome-mediated ubiquitin-dependent protein catabolic process; nucleotide-excision repair. Lineage: Eukaryota; Fungi; Ascomycota; Dothideomycetes; Mycosphaerellales; Teratosphaeriaceae. Gene Ontology annotation, molecular function: damaged DNA binding; proteasome binding; ubiquitin binding. Bases 165 to 1409 code for a protein of 414 amino acids. Gene Ontology annotation, cellular component: cytosol; nucleoplasm.
CUGCCCUGCCUUCACUGAAACUCGAAAGCUUGCCACUGCCUGGAGUGACGUUCACUUCACAAACCCAUCACUCCAUCCAGGCCCAUCGUCUCUACAUCUCACUACACAUCUCUUCUUCUCAUCCUCAUCCCUCCCACCUGCCGCCAAACGGCCCCGCCAUCAAUAUGAAGCUCACCUUCAAGGACCUGAAGCAGCAGAAGUUCACCAUCGACGCCGAGCCCAGCGAGACCAUCGGUGCGGUGAAAGCGAAGAUCAGCCAAGAGAAGGGAUGGGAACCGGCGACGCAGAAGCUCAUCUACUCGGGCAAGAUCCUUCAAGAUGACAACACCAUCGAGUCGUACAAGAUUGAGGAGAAGGGCUUCAUCGUCUGCAUGACCUCCAAGCCCAAAGCACCUCCCGCGCCCAAGCCCGCCGCUCCUGCUGCUGAGCCAUCUACACCAGCUCAGGUUGUUUCGACUCCCGCCGCCCCCGCCGCCCCUGCACAAACGACGACGACCACCGCGGCAAACCCUCCAGCUUCGCCCUCGCCGGCCCCGCCGUCCGCCCCGACCACCACCCGCACAACCGAAUCCAGCAACUUCAAUGAUCCUUCCGCAUUAGCCAUGGGCGAGCAGCGUGCCGCCGCCAUCGCCAACAUGGAGGCCAUGGGCUUCCCCCGUGACCAGAUCGACCGUGCCAUGCGUGCCGCAUUCUUCAACCCCGACCGAGCGGUUCAGUAUCUGCUAGAAGGCAUUCCGGAGAAUCUUCAACAAGAGCAGGCGGCACAGCAGCAGCAACAACAACAAGCGCAGUCACCCCAACAGCGCGGUGUGGCUGCGGCUGGCGGCAACACAGCGACGUCCCCUCCCCCUGCUGAUGUGGGCGGUGACGAGCCGGUCAAUCUCUUCGAAGCCGCAGCGGGUAGAAAUACCGGAGGCGCAGGAGGUGGGCUUGGAGCCGGGCUCGGAGCUGGGCUGGGAGGAGGCGCUAGAAGCGGCGGAACACCAGGCAGCGGAGGUGCGGGAGGUGGUGCAGGCGGUGCUAAUAACCUCGACUUCCUCCGCAACAACCCCCAGUUCCUGCAAUUGCGUCAGGUCGUGCAGCAGCAGCCGCAGAUGCUCGAGAUGAUUCUCCAACAAGUCGCCGCGGCCAACCCGCAGCUCGCUCAGAUCAUCACCCAGAACCCGGAACAGUUCAUGCAAUUGCUUGCCGAAGAUGGUGGUGACGAAGACGUGGCCUUGCCUCCCGGUGCUCAGCAGAUCUCGGUGACGGAGGAGGAGCGGGAGGCGAUCGAGAGGUUAUGUCGUCUCGGCUUUGAGCGCGACAUGGUGAUUCAAGCCUACUUCGCCUGCGACAAGAACGAGGAGCUGGCGGCCAACUUCCUGUUCGAGCAGCCGGAUGAGGGUCCAGAUGACGCUCCUGGCAGCUAAGGGUGUGAGCAGGUGAAACUCGUGCCCUGAUGGAGAGAGGAAGAGUUGUCUACGCUCGCCCGCAGUUCCAACUUUCACUUACAAAAGCACGAGAGUGUACUUCAAGCAUGUUGUGAUUGAGACUCUCACUACUACUAGUCUGCAUACGGCUGCGAUACCAGGGCUGCGAGGAGCGUAGGCUCAGGCUGUGUGCAAUGGAUGAGGCAGAGAUUGAUAGUUAGCUUACGCUAAUACGAUCGUGAACGUUCCGUAGCA